This is a messenger RNA of Sclerotinia sclerotiorum 1980 UF-70, 1395 nucleotides long. RefSeq lists its product as hypothetical. NCBI's taxonomy places the organism in Eukaryota, Fungi, Ascomycota, Leotiomycetes, Helotiales, Sclerotiniaceae. Gene Ontology annotation, cellular component: nucleus; cytoplasm. Gene Ontology annotation, molecular function: mRNA binding. The coding region runs from base 1 to 1395 and encodes 464 amino acids. The record is from RefSeq and is a predicted model, not a curated record. The transcript has 8 exons.
AUGGCUGACGACUCUUAUCGACCACAAAGAGAGAGAUCUCGUUCACCUCGUCGACAACGCUCUCGUAGUCCAGGACGCACUCAACGCCGUCGUUCAUACUCUCCUCGCAGUCGCUCUCGCAGCCGUGACGAACAUCGCAGAAACGAUCGCAGAUCUCGAUCCCCAAUGUCGGGUGCUGCUGGUGUAGGUGGUUCUGGAGGGUCAGCUUACGGUGGACAACCACAUAGGACAUACGAAGAGAGAGCUGCGGCUAGAGAACAAAUGAUGAGCAGUCUACGAGAAUCUUCGCAACAAGACCGUCGUGUUUAUGUCGGCAAUUUAUCAUACGAUGUUAAGUGGCAUCAUCUUAAAGACUUUAUGAGAUCUGAAUAUGCUACGAGGGAGCAAGCUCAACAGGCAGUCAACACUCUUUCCAACCAGAACCUUAUGGGAAGACUCGUUUACGUUCGAGAGGAUCGUGAGGCCGAACCUCGAUUCACCGGUACUCCAUCAGGAGGCCGCGGCGGUUACGAAGGCGGCGGUCCACCAGGAGGUCGUGGUGGUUUCGGAGGUGGUUUCGGAGGUGGCAUGGCUCCUGGCGGUGGGGCUGGAGGUGGAGGACGUCAAAUUUACGUCUCCAACCUUCCCUACACCGUUGGAUGGCAAGAUCUGAAGGAUCUAUUCCGCGGCGCUGCCCGAAACGGUGCCGUCGUUCGUGCAGAUGUUCAUGUUGGUCCUGAUGGGCGCCCUAAGGGCUCCGGUAUCGUUGCUUUUGAAUCCCCUGACGACGCGCGUAACGCCAUUCAGCAAUUCAAUGGUUAUGAUUGGCAAGGUCGUCCCCUUGAAGUCCGUGAAGAUCGCUUUGCAGGUGCUCAAGGAUUCGGCGGUCCUCGCGGAGGAUUUGGCGGUCGCGGAGGUUUCGGUGGCGGAUUUGGAGGACGUGGAGGCUUCGGUGGUCGUGGCGGAUUUGGCGGUGGAUUUGGAGGAGGUCGUGGCGGCUUUGGAGGAGGUUAUGCUGGGGCUGCUGGUGGAUUCGAUGGUGGUGCUGGAGCUCCCGCAGCUGCACCCAAUCCUUUCACCGAUCACGCCACUGCUGGCACCGAGAGGAGUGAGAUCAUCUAUGUUCGCAACCUUCCAUGGUCCACAAGCAACGAGGAUCUUGUUGAGCUGUUCACCACCAUUGGCAAAGUCGAGCAGGCCGAGAUUCAAUAUGAGCCUAAUGGUCGAUCCCGUGGUACCGGUGUUGUUCGAUUUGACUCCGCGGAGAAUGCCGAUACCGCAAUUGAAAAAUUCUCAGGUUAUCAAUACGGAGGCCGUCCUCUUGGCUUGAGCUUCGUCAAGUACCAAAUCCCCGGUGGGGCUGGUGAUGCCAUGGACACCGAAGUUACUCACCUAACACAAGAUCAAAUUAUGUGA